Messenger RNA from Schizosaccharomyces osmophilus, 420 nucleotides. RefSeq lists its product as uncharacterized. The transcript is spliced from 2 exons. The coding region runs from base 1 to 420 and encodes 139 amino acids. NCBI's taxonomy places the organism in Eukaryota, Fungi, Ascomycota, Schizosaccharomycetes, Schizosaccharomycetales, Schizosaccharomycetaceae. The record is from RefSeq and is a predicted model, not a curated record.
AUGACUAGAUUGAAAGAGUAUUUUAAAAACGAACAAUUGAAAAAGCCUCCCAAAGCGCACACUGGCUUACAGAAAUUAAAUUAUUUGCCGGCGCCGAAGGCUAAGACUUUUCAAAUAUACAAAACGCUUUUAAAUUCUGUGAGAUGCCCAUGCGGAGUGAAUACAAUACAGCUCGUUCCUGCAUUUACAAUUGAAGUUGACCCUUCAUAUCAAACCUGUCAAAUAGGAGUGCUGGUCAAAGAAACAAUUCAGAAUUAUUCAAACAUCUUAUUACCAAAAGACUUGAAAGACAAACCGAUUGUAAUCUCACCAUUUUAUCGAGAAAGCUUUGAGCUUCGCCCUAAAAACCAGCGGAUUAUUGAAAAUCUUGACGGGCCUAAUUACAUUCUCGUGCAAGUCUCAAAGACUAAUGAAAAUUGA